Coffea eugenioides is the source of this 1680-nucleotide messenger RNA. RefSeq lists its product as uncharacterized. The coding region runs from base 1 to 1680 and encodes 559 amino acids. The transcript has 6 exons. Gene Ontology annotation, molecular function: nucleic acid binding. NCBI's taxonomy places the organism in Eukaryota, Viridiplantae, Streptophyta, Magnoliopsida, Gentianales, Rubiaceae. The record is from RefSeq and is a predicted model, not a curated record.
AUGCUGAUAACUCACAAUGGCGAAAUCGUGUCGGAUGAUGACGAAUGUGAGGACAUGCCCGAACUAGUAGAAGAUGCCUGCCUGGAAGAAGAGCCAGCUGGGGAGGCUUGCUCACCUACACGAGGAGAAGUAGGUUGCCUAGUAGCACGACGAGUGCUAACCGCCCGCGUCAGGGAGGAUGAGCAGCUACAACGUGAAAACCUAUUCUACACCCGCUGUAAGGUAGGAGACAAAGUAUGUAGUCUCAUCAUCGACGGUGGGAGUUGCACGAACGUGGCCAGUUUGCUCAUGGUUGAAAGUCUAGGACUCCCCACUACCAGGCAUCCACAUCCUUACCGCCUCCAAUGGCUAAGUGAGGAUGGUGAAGUACGAGUCUUCAAACAAGUACGCAUUCCCUUCUCCAUUGGAACUUACAUUGAUGAACUCGUGUGCGACGUGGUGCCAAUGCAUGCUACACAUAUCAUCUUGGGAAGGCCCUGGCAAUUUGACAAACACGUCACAUUCGAUGGAAGAGCAAAUAAGUACACGCUUUUGCACGAAGGCAAACGGAAGGUCCUUACACCUCUCACGCCUGCACAAGUUUAUGAGGACCAACUACUGCUGCAAAGGGAGUGUGACCAAGACCGACAAAGGAGGAAACUCAAGGCGGUCGACCCUGGUCAAGGCUCCACGUCUACAAAUGAGCCAUCAACCAAGGGUCAAGGGAGCACACCUAGGGGUAUAUGCGACAAACCACCUGCCGCACCUCCCACUAGGAAGCAUAACAUGAUUAUUAAGGCUAAAGAUGUUAGAAAAGUGGGCAUCAAGGUGGACAAAUCCAAGAUUGAGGCCAUCGAGCAAUGGCCAACCCCUACAUCCGUCCCUGACGUGCGCAGCUUUCUUGGAUUGGCGGGCUUUUAUCGGCGAUUUGUCAAAAACUUUAGCACUAUUGCCGCCCCAAUGACCGCCGUGACAAAGAAGGAUGACAAGUUCCACUGGGGGGAAUCCCAAGAACAAGCGUUCCUUGUCCUUAAGGACACACUCACCCAUGCACCUGUGUUAGCAUUACCAAACUUUAACAAGACCUUUGAAAUUGACUGUGAUGCUUCCGGUGUAGGUAUUGGAGCAGUCCUCAUGCAAGACAAGAGGCCGUGUGCCUUCUUUAGCGAGAAAUUGGGAGGAGCUGCACUGAACUACCCCACGUACGACAAGGAGUUGUACGCCUUAGUGAGGGCCUUGGAGACCUGGCACUCCUUGCUUGCCUGUCUUGAUGCCAAAUUGCUUGGGUUCGAAAUGAUAAAGGACCUCUACACUAAUGAUCAUGACUUUGGUGAUAUCUAUGCCGUGUGUGUUAAGAAUCCGCAUGGAAAUGGUGGUCUCAUGGGCCACUUCGGCAUUGCCAAGACACUGGCUAUGUUGCAAGAGCACUUUUACUGGCCCCAUAUGCGUAGGGAUGUUGACCGCAUGGUUGGUUUGCCUAGAUCGCCAAGAGGUAAUGACUCCAUCUUUGUGGUGGUUGAUAGGUUUUCUAAGAUGGCUCGUUUUGUUCCAUGUCACAAAACUGACGAUGCCUCUCAUAUUGCUACUCUAUUCUUCAAAGAAAUUGUCCGUCUGCAUGGUUACAUGAAGCUGUUCGAGCAAACAUUGAAAGGCGUACUCAGCAAUACACCCAGCAGGCUAACAAGCACCGCCGCAAAAUGA